AUGCCCACCCGCACCGACGACUUUCCGACCAGGACCCAACCCGACACAUCAUCGUUCAAAGCCUCGCUGAAUGUGGCUAUCCAGGAAUAUAAUAGCGAGUACCAUCCUGAUCAGGGCUACACGGCUAACGAUGCCGUUCCUUCCUUUCAAGAGGUUCCACUUGGCACUGGCGAUUGGAUUCGCCAGCACCAAGAACUCGCAGUGCAGCAUUCAUUGAAUGCGCACACCUCGCCCUACCCUGACCUAUCGGAUAACGAUAUAGCUACACAAGGUCCUGACAAGGACCUCUCCGCCAACUAAC
Molecule: messenger RNA, 301 nt
Organism: Sphaeroforma arctica JP610
Lineage: Eukaryota; Ichthyosporea; Ichthyophonida
Exons: 1
Coding region: 1-300 (99 amino acids)
Source: RefSeq, a predicted model, not a curated record